Labrus bergylta (ballan wrasse) is the source of this 2344-nucleotide messenger RNA. NCBI's taxonomy places the organism in Eukaryota, Metazoa, Chordata, Actinopteri, Labriformes, Labridae. The record is from RefSeq and is a predicted model, not a curated record.
GAGCCUGCAAACGAAACCUGUCAAAAUGAGUGCACCUUCCUCCCAAAAAGUGGUCCUGAAAAGCACCACCAAGGUGUCCCUGAACGAGCGGUGAGGCGCCACGCACCCUGUCAGCAGUUAGACACCAGAUGAUGAAAGGGCCAGCCUUGGCUUGUGAAGGUUCUAGUGCUCCCUACGGAAGGCUUCUGUUGGGGACCGGACCCGACAUGGAUGCUAUACUCAGUGUGUGCGCUGCUUACUCAACUACGUCUGUCCCGUCCACGCGUGUGGGGUUAGAUAUGGUUUUAAUGCGGGGCAGAGGAGGCUUUCCUGGGCCAGAUGUCUUGCAUGAGCAGUGCACACAUGUAAACAAGGGGAAAGGGUAGUGGUCAUACUUGGUAAGCCUAUGCUAGGCCGGACCACUGUCCUACUAAAGCCCUGGCACCUACUCCCUGAUAACACAUCCAAGUAUUAGCCUUUACAUGGGAGAGGAAGGCUUGAGCUAAACCAGGGAGAUGGGGCACCUUCCUGCCUCUUUACUUUUCUCUCUCAACCCAGCGGAAAUGAAGCACAUGCUCCCUUUUCUCCCUCACCUGUCUCUCUCUCUCUCUCUCUCUCUCUCUCUCUCUAUGCUUAAAGGUGCUCAGUCCUAGCUUGGACGUGACAAAGCUCUCCCCCUACCCCCCUCAUCUCCCCUUACUCAGUGGUUAAACCACAGCGUCACGGUCCAUGCUGUAAGAGGCUGAGUGGCCAAGCACUCCUCACGUCCAGGGCCUCUGCUGCUGCUGCAGCGCGACGACACCCAGCCGAGCAGCUGGAGGCCUGUAAGUGGCAAACUGUGCUCCUCUUCUGGCACUCUCUUCUCUGUUUCUGCACUCUUUUCUCUAUUCAAGUUUCUUCUUGUGCUUGUUUGAAAUUAAACAUGCUUAAUUCAAAUAUAAACCAUCUGUGAUAUGAUUGAGAGAGAAAGUGAGUGCCAACAAAUGGAACCUUCACUAACAUGCUGAAGAACAAGCAGCCUGCUGCGGUAAGCAUUCGAGCCACCAUGCAGCAGCAGCACCUGGCCAGUGCCCGUAACCGCCGACUGGCCCAGCAGAUGGAGAACCGGCCGUCAGUGCAGGCUGCUCUGAACCACAAGCAGAGCUUGAAACAACGGUUGGGGAAGAGCAACAUCCAGGCGAGGCUGGGCCGGCCAGUCGGUGCUCUGAUGAGAGGAGGACCUGCAGGAGGAAGAGGAGGCAUGAGAGGGAUGACUAGGGGAGGCCUCCGAGGACGAGCCAGAGGAGGAGCGAUGAGGGGAGCGCUGUCUCUGAGAGGGAAGAGGAUGACCACAGGUGGUCCAAUGAGAGGUCGUGGCUCUGCUGGUCGCCUGGCGAUGCGUAGAGGAGGACGCCACCGUGGAGGACCUCCUGGCAGAGGAGGCGCACUGAUCAGAGGAGCAGCACGUGGGGGAGUUGCAAGAGGUCGUGGUGGUCUGCGUGGACGUGGUGGUUUCGCUGGUCGGGGUGGUCGAGGACGUGGGCGGGGCCGGGGAAUUGGCCGUCCUUCUGUGACUCGCGAACAACUGGACAACCAGCUGGACGCCUACAUGUCGAAGACCAAAGGUCACCUGGACGCAGAGCUGGACGCCUACAUGGCCCAGGCGGACCCCGACAGCAUGGAGUGACUCUGAUGCACACGAAGAGAGUCUCUGCUGAACUGCACAACUGAACUCGAACGCACAAGAUGAAGUGUGAAUUACACCAGAAAUGUUCUGAGACGUGAUUGUGUUCAUAAGUUAGACGGCAGAGAUGAAAAUCGAGUAGGGGGUAGAGGUUUCACUUGAAUGUGCUUCGACCACGACUCGGUCCUGCAUCGACCUGCUCCUGAGAAACCUUUCAAAUCUUUGCGGAAGGACCUUUUAAUUAUUAAUUUACCUUCUGUCUCUAGAACCAUUAUUUUUGUUCUGUUUUUUUAUACAUUAUCUGUAAAAUGGAAAUUUGUACCGGCUUUUAAAAAAAAAAAAAAAAAGACCCGGGAAAUGUUAUGUCCACUGAAGUUGAAAACUCCUUUAUUUUAUAACUUUUGUUUUAGAUAGAUCUUAGCGUUUGUUGGUUCUAUCUCAAACAUUUGCGACCUUUUCUAGAUUCAUGUAAAAAAAAGAAUGUAAGAAAAGAGUUAUAAAGCCAAGAAUCCGUUUGUCUGUUUUGUAUUUUAAAAGAUGUAGUGCUCAGUUUUUCCCGGUCUCUGUAUCCAAAAGCUGUCGGCUCUCUGCUGUGGAGGUCUGCGAUUCUUAUCUUGUACCUGAGAGCAUUUGUAUAAAAUUACCUGAAGCCAGUGAAAUAGGUUUUAAUUAAAAUGGAAACGAUGAUUUCCCAAAACUGUG